AACGUAUCUAAUGACGCUGUAGUUAAGAUAAUGCGACCAACGCGCAACGUGCAACCUUCUCAGGAAACUUUGCACGAAGUCAGAAGGAGGCUUCGGAGUUUGCAUAACAUGUUGCAAACGUACCAAGACACGAGUCGGUCCCCAGAAAAACAGACAUCGAUGGAUCGAAUCGAUAAGAUAGAUCCAUUUAUAACGUACCCAGUCGUGAAUAUUUCGAGCGAAUAUUUCGAUCUAGAUCGCUCGGAAGAGAGUUUAUCUUCCUUGGCCGAGUAUUCAUCGCGUACAUCGAAGACGUAUCGACGUGAUUCUAGUGAAAACGUUACAUUGCGAGAUACAUGUUCCAAUGGAUUUAGACGGACAUCAGUCAAGAACGAUCUUACAGCAUUUGCGACAACAGAAUCGCACCUGCAUUCCCGCAAGGCGAUGUUACAGACAUCAGAAAGCAAUGAAGAUGAAUGUAAAGCAAGUGCGUGCGACUUUAACAUUUUUAAUCGCAGUUAUAAUCGUGAAUCAAAUCUCCAAACCGAUAAAGACGCAAUGAAAACAGAUGCAAAUACUCUGAUUAAUAUCCAAAAUAACAUAUCUGAGGCGGUAUCGGAAAGAAUAUUUUAUAUCUUAUCACCUGAAAAUAAGGAUAUUCAAACUCAAAACGAGACAUCGUUAAAGAACAGAUUCGAUAAAUUUAGCAAUGCAUUUGACAAAGAAUACGACUGUGAGUAUCAAGAGAAUACGACAAUCUCUCAAAAUAGUAGUCAAAGUGAAAUGUCGAACAUUAGCAGGGAAGACAAAUCGACGGCAUUAUUGCUUCAAGAGGCUUUACAUUUUAAGAACGUUUUACUGACACACUCGAGAAAGAAAUACCCAACAAAUGAUAUGAAACAGAGUGAUGUCGCGGAUAAAUUUUCGCCGGGAUUAAAUAAUUUUCCUUCGAUGAUAAUAGACGUUAAGGACGAAGAGCCAAUUAUCGGUUAUUCUCAUGACAAAACCAAUCAACGCUACAUCUGUCUAGAAAUGAAACAACGACACGACUUAUUUCCACAAUCUUCGAAAAAAGCAAAUACAUUCGCGCGUAAAGACGAGCGAGACACGGAAAGUCAGAAUUGUAUUCCCGAAAUAUCCUCGGAGUAUUUUAGCAUUACCAAUCUAGCGAUGCAAAACAGUGCAGCCAAGAUUGAGAAUAAUGUUUCAUUGAAGCCUCCAGUUUAUGAAAAAGUAAUUUCGAUAGCAAUACCAAUUGAUAAAGUUAAUGUGAAAAGUUCAGAUAAAAUCAAUACAAACGAGAGUCCGAUGAAAACGAAAACUGUACUACGAAAUAUUCAGACUCGCGUAAAUUUAAGAGAAAAUGCAGCCUCCGAUAUCGAUGACAUUAUAGCCAAUAAACGUUCGCCAAGAAUACUAAAACUCGAAGAUCUCAUAUUGGAACGCGUUAAAAAUAUCAGAGAUUACAUGGACACUUUUCUUCAAAACCAAAAUACAGCAAUCUUCAAGGCACGCAGAGCGCUUCAGUGUCGAGACAAAAGCGAUGAUAUUUUUCGAUGUUCGGAUAAGGCGAGUCAUGUCGUGAUAUACAAUCGAUCGAUUGCAUCAUCCAGCCGCAACAGCACCGACAAAAUUUCUUCCAAGAAAUCAUUAGAUUUUUUAAUAGACACGUGGCCAAAUCACAUACAGAAAUAUAAGCAAGAAAUGGAUGAUGUCUUAAACUGUUCUUCCGACGUGUAUUUAAAGAGAAACCCCGGAAUAUUCGCACUUACUCCUAUUAAAAAUAAAAUCACUGACAAAAACGAUCCACAACAAUCAAAAGUAGCUACAGAAUUGGAGAGGGAAGAUCUAUCUCUUCCAAAAGCUCUAACACAUUCUUGCAAAAAUUACUCGAAAUCUACGCAUAGAAUAACGAACUUGAUCACGCCUCGUUGCGAAAAACAUCAUAUUGCAUCAAAUGUAGAAAAUGGUAAAAUAGAUAAAGGCACGACAGUUGAUGUAAAUGACGAUGCGGAUUUCCAUAAACGUAGAAGACAAGCGCAAAUCGCUGAAAGUAAGCCAUCAACAAUAUCGUAUUUUCCGCUCGAUGCAAACGCUGACGCAAAAAUUAUUCACAUAGCGCGCAAAGAAUAUUUGACAAAAUCUAAUUGCAAUUCGAUCUCCCAUAGUAAUUCAUAUUUCACCGACGAAGAAAUAAUAAGCGAUGUGAGAAUGGACGAUGUGUCUUCCGAAACUACGUCAAACGUGAAACAUUCUCAUCAAGCAAAGUCAAACGUACAGAAAGAAAUUAAACAGAAUGUUAUUAAACGACAAAUAUCCGUAGAUGAAUGUCCGGAUACAAAUGUAGCAAUGCCAAGCAAAUUAUCCUCGGAUAAUGAAUACUCUAAUUUGACGAUAAUUAUUGACUCAAAUCUUAUUCUUGAUAAAUCAGAAUGCAAUCAUUCGACGAAAGCGAAAACGGCAUCUCCUUUGACAAUGUUAAAGGAAAACAAUUUCAUCUUCGAUCCUGAAGCUUCCAUACCUCUCUCACUAGAGAAAGAAGAUAAAACAUUAAACACAAAGGGUAUUUCAGUAAAUAAUUUAAAACAAAAUGACGAAAUAUCUGUAAAUACCGUACAUUCGCCUCAAAAAAAAAGAUAUUCUAUAAAACCUUUACAGAUUUCCAAAAUUAAAGCCAAAAGCGAUAUGUCUCUAAUAACUAAUAGAAGUAAAAACUUGAAAAUCAACUUGGUUCCCAAAAAAUCACACUCAUUUUUGAUGCGCCAUAAUACCAUGGAGUUCAUUAGCGGUAUAUUACAUCAGCCUUGUGCAAAAUUGCACAAUGACAAAAACAAAUGUAUAAAAAAUAAAUUGAGGCUCACAACUCAAUCAAAAUCCGUUUUAUUACCACGGAAGAUAUCCACUAAAUCUUGCAUACCAAUCUUAAAAAAUUGUGUAGAAUCAUCUCACCGAAUGAAACAUCAAGCACAGACGAGAAGUCCUAUGAAAAGUCCGUUGACUAUGUUGUGCGGAGAAAAGACUUGUACGAAAGAUCACGAGGAAGUUGCGCGAAGUGACAAUGGCUCAAUAAACAAACAUCUGCGAGUAGAGGAAGCUGUAUCGGAUUUAAAUGAAUUAAAUAUAGAAAAGGGCAUACUCAAUAAAGAAUUAGAGAAAUCUAAUGUAGCAUGCAGAAAUAUAUCAAAGAAAAAUUCAGGAAUUACGUUUAGUGAAAAUGUUAAGUCCUUGGCAAUCGAUAAGGAACAUUCAGAUGAAAAAGACACAUAUGACAAUUAUAAAUCAGAUACAAGCCUAAUACAGCAUAUAGAAAAGAUUGCUUCUAAAGAGGUAGUUGUUAUUUCUAUUAUGGCAAAUGAUAGUCUACGGAAGAAAUACCCCGCGGAUCUGUUUAUUUUAAACUCAAAGAAUAUUAGUCCCGCGGCCGAUCUGCUGAUACAUAAAAACAAAUUAUGGACUAUUACCAUUGGAAAAACAGAAAAAGAAGUUACGGCGAAACCUUCCAUUACAGAUACAUGUACGUCAAUGCCUGACCUACAAUGAAUGAAUUGAGACGUAUAACUUGUCUUAUUUAUGUAAAUAUUUUUAAUAUUUUUAUUUAUCAGAUUCUGUUUUAUAUAAGAGUGCAUUUUUUCUAAAUAAAUCUUUUUUACCACU
Solenopsis invicta (red fire ant) is the source of this 3633-nucleotide messenger RNA. RefSeq lists its product as uncharacterized. The record is from RefSeq and is a predicted model, not a curated record. The transcript has a single exon. Bases 31 to 3519 code for a protein of 1162 amino acids. Lineage: Eukaryota; Metazoa; Arthropoda; Insecta; Hymenoptera; Formicidae.